Zootoca vivipara (common lizard) is the source of this 6412-nucleotide messenger RNA. The record is from RefSeq and is a predicted model, not a curated record. NCBI's taxonomy places the organism in Eukaryota, Metazoa, Chordata, Lepidosauria, Squamata, Lacertidae.
AUGAGCAGCCACCUGGAGCUGGAGGAGAGGCUCAGGGAAGCUGCUGCACUAGGCGACCUAGAGGAGGUGCAGACGCUGCUCGACAAGGGGGUGGAGGUGAAUGCCCAGAAUGAGAUCAAUGGCUGGCUUUUUACGCUUUACAAAUGCUUACUAACAAAUAGGUUUAACUUUUACAGGACAUGUUUGCACUGGGCUUGCAAGCGGAAUCAUACCCAAGUGGUUUCUUACCUGCUGGAUUCUCAAGCUGAUAAAGAGAUUUUCACAGUUAAUGGAGAGCUGGCAGCACAUUUAACUUCAAAGAAAGAAAUCAGAAAGCUUCUGGGAGUGGAAGAAUGUGACAAUCAAGAAGUUAGUAACUUAAAGCUGCCAAAUGCUGGAGACUCUCCAACAAACCCGUCAUUCCCUUGCGUUGACUAUCAAGAAAAGGACAAUGCCCCUCAUCUCUUAGCACCACCUGAGGACAAUAGCACUGCCAUCUCUUACUUAUCAGAGAGUGAACCUAACCCUUGUUUAUCAGUAACUCAGCUUGAAAAUACUUGCACACCCAUUUCCUUGGAUGCUGAAACUGAACUUUCUGAAGACCUGCAUGAAGGGGAGCUUCCUUCUCCCAUCAGCUCAGGAGUAUCAGAAUGCGCAGUGUCCAGAGUCCAGAGCUGCCCUGUUUAUCCCUCAUCUACAUCUCACAACAGAGCUCUCUUGACCUCAUCUGUUCCUAGACAUGGACCUCAGCAAGCAAAUGGCUGCUGUAUGGGCACUGCACCACCCGUACAGCCGCUGCUUCUCACAGGAACUUUUUCAUAUAAUAUGCAAGAACUGGUACUUAAAGUAAGAGUUCAGAACCCUAAAGAGAAUGACUUCAUUGAAAUUGAACUGGACAGACAAGAACUGACUUACCAAGAUUUGCUCAGAGUGAGUUGCCAUGAAUUGGGCAUUAAUCCUGAGCAAGUGGAAAAGGUUAGAAAGCUACCGAAUACACUGAUAAGAAAGGAUAAAGAUGUUGCCAGGCUUCAGGAUUUUCAAGAGCUAGAGCUGGUUUUGGUGAGAGGCAUCAGUUCUCCUUUCAGAAGUGCUUCAGCAACGCUAAUGGAAAGACCCUGCUUUAACACUAAAGCAGCAAAGCUGACAUACUGAAGUUUAAGACUUCUAGGAAGUUGAUAUCUAAAAACCUUAUUCUCGUUAAAAUUAAAGCAGUAUGGGUUUACUAUUCAAUAUUUUUAUAGGCAAUAUUUUUCUUAACUUUGGUUAAUAUUUCUUGAGUGGUGCUAUCUCAAAGAUGGCUCUUGGAUUGCUCAAGCACUUCAGCAGUCUCUUGUGUAGCCUAUACGAAGAAGCACAAGUGGAAAACAUUUGUUGGGGAAACUAAUCACAAUUGUUUCCUCAAUAAAUAUUUGUUCCCUCAGUCAACUAGUGUCUGGCACCUAAUGAUAGGUAUUGAGUCAAUAUAUUUUAUACAUUGUUUUCAGGCCAACGUUGCCACAGAAAAACUAGUGUUGUCAUAAUCACUGGUCCUUUUUUUUUUUAAGUACUGCUAGGUACCUUCUCUGUGUAACAGUAAGACAGACAAAUGAACUGAGGAACAAGUAAAAGUUCAGUUUUCUUGUCCUAUGCUCUUUAUAAUAUAAUGCUGUAAAAACUGAAUUGUUUUGAGAAGAUAAACAAUGGAGAAACAGGUUUAACAAGUGUUUUCCGUUACCAGCUUUUGUUCUAUAAUAUUGCUUGUUGCAUAGUAAUGUUAGUUUGAGAGAUGAUAUAGCAAUGCUGGUAACUAAGCAAAUCUAUGCAUUUAGAAAACUAUUUUUGUAGUUUUAUAUAAAAAGGCAUGCAAUGCAAACCAAACCAACAGAAAACGAUGUAUUUAUGUGAUGCUUUAUCCUGUGAACCUAAGAAGAGUUUUCAAUGGCAGCUUUAUUUUUGCACUAUCAACUUGUAACAGGGUAGCCAAGAGUUUUAAAGUGUGUAAAUUAAAAUUUUCCUUUAGGCCUUGUGGCACCACCUCAAUUCACCUGUCAUGAAGCUGUGUGCAUUUGCCAACAUGUCUUCUAACAGUUGAUGUAGGCCCUCAUCUACUUAAGGUUUGGGCUGACUGGAUUACAUAGAGAAAUACCCCGACAAGGUUAUUAGUUUCCUUUUGUCUGGUUCCUAGGCUGACAACGUGUUCUACAUGCUUUCCUUUAUACAAGUGGCAGGUUACAUAAAAUGUGUGGAGUAUCGGAUCAUAUGGUCUUCUGUUCCUAUUCUCGCUUCUAAUUUGACACUUCUCUCAAAUAUUAUGCAGGUCUGACUUUGCCAACAAAUACAAAUAUUUUAUACUUUAACUAUAUAUCUUAGUGCAUAUCCAAGAAAACACAACCACAUGAAAUUUGCAGUGUUACCUCUUUAUCUUUAUUUACACUUUUAAAAAAGCUAUGGAAACUACUGGGACAGAAAUUGGUUACGUAAAUUUUGAUAAAGAGGAAUACCCCAACCUCUCAUUUUGAUCUGGGGUGGGGGCAUGGGGAUAGACAAGAAUGAACUUGAACACAUUUGAUUUAUUUGGAAAGAAGUCUAUUUAAUAUUAAACACUCAAUGACAAUCAAAUGUGUAACAGAAAGUCAUAGAUACUGUAUUUCCAUUAGGGUAUAUCAAGAAGCCAGGUAUAGCUUUGUUGUAAAAAUGGGGUUUAUUUUAGUCUGAGUCACACAAAAUACUAAACAUUUAUCCUUGUGUUUCAAAGUUCAAGAAUGAAAACUUGCAAUUAAACACUGAGCAAGCCAUGUGUUCAGGUUAUGUUGGUUUAUCGUCUUAAAAGUCUUAUAGGAAAAAAAAUGAUAACAGGACUUAAAUUCUCAGUAGCAUGUUUGCUUAUUAACUUCUCUCUGCAUUUUGAGAGGUCACAACAGUCCUCAAUUAAUUUUUAUUUUAAAAAAUCUAACUGAACUUUAAUUUUUUUUCUAUGCCACUACAGCUUUCUUUCACCUCAUUUUAAAGCAGAUCUUCGUAUUAAGCAGUCUUCAGGCUUCUUCGCAGACUUGUCACAUGGUUCUCCUAUAACGCAAAAUGUUGGGAAAAGAGAGUCAGAUAGUGGGAACAGAAAUUACUUUCAUUUGCCAUUCCUAAAUAGCGCCUGCUUGCUGCCUGCUUAACUCUUCAAAAUAAUCUCAUAAAAAUUACACCUAACACCCCUGUGUAUUGGACAGUUAAGGACAAACAUGAUGUCACAAUUCACCAACCACUGUUGUUGGGAAGCCAUGUAUUCCAACAGGGCUUGCACAGAGGUCAAAUGCAAAUACCGAAUGGAGGGUGUGCAACAUUAGUGCUCAGAGGAUUGCACUGUAUGGCUAAAAUCCUAUGCACAUUUAGUUGGAAGUAAGCCCCAAUGAACACAGUGGAACCUACUUCUGAAUAAGCAUGCAUAGGCCUGCACUGUAAAUUGGUUAGGGGUUCUUAGAAGAUAAGCUGAAACUAUAUUAACUAUGUUGCAAGGAAAUCAAUAAAUCAGCUGGUUUUAUUUGGGUUUAUUCCUUACUUAAGGAAUGACCCUGAGAAAUCAUAGGUCAAGACGGGGCAAUUAUUUAUGUAUAAGAUUUAGCUUCAUUUAACUAACAAUGUGGUUAUAUACAUUCUUGCCAUUUAUAUAUACCUAUUGGGUGUUUCUGACAUUGGCCUUUAUUUUCAUUUGCCUCCCAAGUCUGGUAUCAGCCAGUAUAUGCUGCUGUGUGCCAUGGCUGCCUGGCAAUUCUCCUACGCAGUAGGAAAUUAUAAACACAUACCUCUUAAAGACUUGAAAUGCAUUGAAUGUUACAAGGCGAUUAUUGUGUAGUAUUUAUUGCAUUUAAUAAAGAUAUCUAAUUCUGGGCAGCACUGCAUCCCUACACACAGUUGAAAGAAAAUUCCAAUCAAGUUAAUAUCAGGUUAACAGUUUCACAAUAUAUGCACAAAGAUUCCUUUUCACUCUUUGUAAAUAAAACACACAACAGUAAGCUUAAAGAUUACAGGCAACAGCAUUCAAACAUGGAUGUGGGUAGAGAAAGGAGUACCUGGCAUGAGUACCUGCUUAGUUUGACUGAAUCCUUGAUUUUUAAUUUGGCUUUUCAUGGGCCGCUCACAACACCAACGCUGUGUGAGGUAUGGUAGUCAGCUGCAAUUAUUCAUAAACCCUACACUUCCAUCAAUCCAAUGCUACUGGCUCUCGAGUUACAGAACAAACUGCAUUAGAAUGCAAGGCAAAGCAAAAAAACUAGAAACAUCCUUGACAAAGAAAUACUAGCAGUUUAUAUAAAAACAAAAUAGUCCAACAUGUGCCUCUAAUAUUAAGUAUUAAAGCAAAUGUUUCUGAUGCACCAACACAAUAUGGACUUAAUUACAAAAUCAGUUCAAGUUGUUAAAAAAGAUAAUAAAUCCCCUAAAAAUAAAAAAUAGGAUAAUUAAUUUCUAAGGGACUAGAUUACAAAUAUGUUCCCAAGAGGCACACUAAUGGGGGUAUGAAUCUGCUACAAAAUAGCCGAUACAAAACAAUGUACCUCAAAAGAUUUUGCAGGACUACACUGUGUUUUCCUUCAGAAGUUGCUUUAGUACCUCUUCUUGUUGACUUAGCUCCAUCUUCAUCUGUACAUACUUACGCUGCACUGUUAAACAGUAACAAAAAGCCCUAAUCAAAGUUUGAAAUAAUGCACUUACCUCUGUCUGAUCUGAGGUCAUAUCAGAUCAGUUUUAAUUGGACUGAGUGUCACCUUCAGAUUUAAUGUCUUCACUGGUCCCAUUGACCUCAUUCUUAGCAUCGCCUUCCUUGGAGUCCAUGCUUGUGUCUUCACUCUGUUUUUCCCGACUACUGGACUUCACACUACUUUUUUUAUCAUCAGAUCCCCUCUUUUCUGCCAUGAAAGAAGACAUUGACCAUGGACUUCACAGUAAAGACACACAAGGUAUCACGCUUUUCAGGGGUGAAGUAUAUGCCGAGACAUCAGCAAUUGGCUGUAAAAUUGCAAACUAGAGAUCAAAGUUACAGUGCUAAUAUUGAAUGAAAUAUUCCACCAGAAUGAACAAGAUCUGAGGGAAGGGAUAGCACAAAGGGGAGGCAGAACUGCUUAAGAUUACAAUGCAAAAGUCACUGACCUGUUUGAUAGUUCUGGUCAAAACCGCAAGCCAUGUACAUGCUACCUAACUGAAAACUACCUGAUGUGGAGACUAGUGUAAAAUGUGUCUAAAACUACAGACUCAUCACAGUAUACAACUUUUAAUCACUUAAUUUAGCUCAAGACCAUGAACAAAUUUGGGGAAGGACCGUAGCUCAGUGGUAGAGCGCCUGCCUUGCAUACAGAAAGUCCCAGCUUCAGCCCCUGGCAUAUCCAGACAGGGCUUAGACAGACUUAUUGUCUUAUAUGCUGGAGAGCCACUGCUGGUCAGAAAAUACUGAGCAAAAGGGACUUGUUGGUCUGAUUCCUGUUGGCAGCUUCCUAUGACCUCUGAUGCAAACACCUAAUCUGCUGGGCCAGAGCAGAGAGGGAAAUGACCCUAUGUUUUUAAAACUUCAUAUAAGAACAAAAUGAUAUAAGGAGAGCCUGCUGGAUCAGGCCAGUGAUCCAUCUAGUCCAGCAUCCUGUUCUCACAGUAGCCAAACAGCUGUCUGUAGGAAACUAGCAAGCAGGAUUUGAGUACAAGAGGAUGCUUACCUAUUGUGGUUUCCCGCAAUUGGUAUUCAGAACAUGUUUGAACUCUUGACCUCUCAGACAGCAUAUGCACAGAACACCUUAAAGCAAUUUAAUUUCUACAGUUUUACGUACUGAUCUUAGGUAACAAACCUUAACGUACAGGGUUAGAUCCAGGCCUUACUUCAUUGGUGGAGAUAUUGCAGGUGACAGAGGAAGGAGUGAUUUUAAUUAUUUCUCCUCAAUGCAACACCCUGCGCCACCUCUAACACUGUUCUGGAGGGUUGCAACACCUUCUGGAAGAACAUGGGAGGUGGAACUGGGGGCUGCAGAGAGGUGAAUUGGCAAACAUUACCUCUCCUCCCACUCGGCUGAAAAUCUGGAUGGAAGGAGUCUCUUUCAUCUGGGAAAGGCAAAGUCUGGAUCCAAACCACAGAGCUGAUUUUGAUUUGGCUAUUUGAAUCAAUUAUGCAUAUUACUGCCUGAAGUUUUAAGAACAUUUAAAUUUUGUAUUGUUUUUAUAGAUUUGCAUGCUUAUCUUUUUGAUAGCCCGUAUUCCCGAAACCUUUUUCUCCAUGGCUUCAUGUACUAUUCUCAAAUGGUAGUGCCUGCUCUUCCCUCACUCUUUUUCCAGAGCCCAUUCCCACCUCCUUUACCUUCAUUUGCCUGCUAUGCCCCAUCACCUCACCAGGAUUGGGGAUUGUCUCCCUACUUGCCAACCACUGCCAAGAAGAGAGAAAGUAAUCUGUGUAAGUGCAUUAUCAGGCUGAUAUUUAACAAUCCAUGAC